AUGGCGGACCUGCAGAUGAAACUGCUCCGCAAGAAAAUACAGAAAAGAAACGAUAAAAACAAAGAAAGAAAACAACUAAAGACGAAAACAGAAGAAGAAGACACAGUAAACACAAACAGACUGAAAGAUGAGUGCUGUGAAGAACCAGCAGCCGCCUGUCAGACACAAACUGAGCCCAAGAAGAAGAAGCAGCUCCAGCUGCAGCAGAAGAAGAAGAAGCAGAAUGGCGUCGCGAUGGACGUAAAGGCCGACACAGACGAAACUCCGCUGAAGAAGACGAAGAAGAAAAGGAAGCUCACAGACACAGCUGGGUCACCAGUUGAGAAAAAGACCAAAACAGUGAAAGAAGGCGAUGACGAAGAGGAGGAUGAGGAGGAGGUAGAAGCAGCAGAUAAUGAUAAGGAGCAGGCUGCUGAUGAACCAGAGGGAGCUGCAGAUGAAGACGACGACGAUGAUGAUGAUGAGGAGGAUGAUGAGGAAGAAGAAGAUGGGGAGGAGGAUGAUGAUGAUGAAGAAAAUGAAGAUGAUGAAGAGGAAGAUCAACCUGAGCUACCAGCUGGAUUAACAGGAGCGUUUGAGGACACUUCCUUCGCCUCUCUCAAUGAGCUGGUGAGUGAACACACGCUGAAAGCCGUGAAGGAGAUGGGCUUUGAACACAUGACCGAGAUCCAGCAUAAAAGUAUUCGUCCCCUGCUGGAGGGAAGGGACGUUCUGGCUGCUGCAAAGACCGGCAGCGGUAAAACUUUAGCCUUCCUCAUCCCGUCUAUAGAGCUCAUCUACAAACUCAAGUUCAUGCCCAGGAACGGUACGGGCGUGGUGAUUCUCUCUCCUACUCGUGAGUUGGCGAUGCAGACGUACGGAGUGAUGAAGGAGCUGAUGUCGCACCACGUUCACACCUUCGGCCUCGUCAUGGGAGGCAGCAACCGCUCAGCCGAGGCUCAGAAACUGGCUAACGGUGUGAACAUCCUGGUGGCGACGCCCGGUCGACUGCUGGACCACCUGCAGAAUACGCCUGGAUUCAUGUAUAAGAACCUGCAGUGUCUGAUUAUAGACGAGGCCGAUCGUAUCUUGGAGGUCGGCUUCGAGGAGGAACUGAAACAGAUCAUCAAACUGCUGCCGAAGCGGAGGCAGACGAUGCUGUUCUCAGCCACUCAGACCCGUAAGGUGGAGGACUUGGCUCGUAUCUCUCUGAAGAAGGAGCCGCUCUACGUCGGCGUUGACGACAACAAAGACCACGCCACGGUGGACGGUCUGGAGCAGGGCUACGUGGUUUGUCCGUCAGAGAAGCGCUUCCUGCUGCUCUUCACCUUCCUGAAGAAGAACCGUAAGAAGAAGCUGAUGGUCUUCUUCUCUUCCUGCAUGUCCGUUAAAUUCCACUACGAGCUCCUCAACUACAUCGACCUGCCCGUCUUGGCCAUCCACGGCAAACAGAAGCAGACCAAACGAACCACCACCUUCUUCCAGUUCUGUAACGCUGACUCAGGGAUCCUGCUGUGUACAGAUGUGGCGGCUCGAGGUCUGGACAUCCCCGAGGUGGACUGGAUCGUCCAGUACGACCCCACCGAUGACCCCAAGGAGUACAUCCACAGAGUUGGUAGAACAGCUCGAGGCAUCAACGGCAGAGGACAUGCGCUCCUCAUCCUCCGACCAGAGGAGCUCGGCUUCCUGCGCUUCCUCAAACAGGCCAAGGUGCCACUGAGCGUUGAUUUCUCCUGGAGUAAAAUCUCUGAUAUCCAGUCUCAGAUGGAGAAGCUGAUAGAGAAGAACUACUACCUCCACAAGUCGGCCCAGGAAGCCUACAAGUCGUACGUGAGAGCUUACGACUCUCACUCGCUCAAACAGAUCUACAGCGUCAACACCCUCAACCUCCCCAUGGUGGCGCUGUCCUUCGGCUUCAAAGUUCCCCCAUACGUUGAUCUCAACGUGCACAGCGGUAAAGGCUCAAAGAUGCAGAAGCGAGGCGGCGGCGGAGGUUUCGGUUAUCAGAAAUCCGGCCAGCACAAGUCGAGAGUCUUUAAACACGUCAACAAAGGAAGGAGCGACAAGAGGCAGUUCUCUCGCUGAGCCUUUCAAAAUAAAACUCCUCUUGGACUGAUGAACUUCCUCCUUCUGUGUUACUCAAAGAAGAACUGCUCUUUUUAUUUUCCCUUCUCUUUUUUUAAUUUCCUGCUUUGAACACGGCCUCAGAUUAAAUCUUCCCCCUCUGAUGUUUAUUUAGACCCUUUUUUUUGUCUCAUAUGAGUUUUUUGAGAUUUAUUUUGUAAAUGUAAAACAAUAUUUGUGGAUCAACAUUGUAACAUUUUCUUCCUUGUACCUGAAAUAUUAAAUCUCUAUCGUCUUUGACUAUA
This is a messenger RNA of Scomber scombrus (Atlantic mackerel), 2348 nucleotides long. It is a transcript of the gene ddx18, whose product is annotated as DEAD (Asp-Glu-Ala-Asp) box polypeptide 18. Lineage: Eukaryota; Metazoa; Chordata; Actinopteri; Scombriformes; Scombridae. Gene Ontology annotation, molecular function: nucleic acid binding; RNA helicase activity; ATP binding. The record is from RefSeq and is a predicted model, not a curated record. Gene Ontology annotation, biological process: maturation of LSU-rRNA from tricistronic rRNA transcript (SSU-rRNA, 5.8S rRNA, LSU-rRNA). Gene Ontology annotation, cellular component: nucleolus.